This is a messenger RNA of Capsaspora owczarzaki ATCC 30864, 813 nucleotides long. RefSeq lists its product as hypothetical. NCBI's taxonomy places the organism in Eukaryota, Filasterea, Ministeriida, Capsasporidae. Bases 46 to 585 code for a protein of 179 amino acids. The transcript is spliced from 5 exons. Gene Ontology annotation, cellular component: membrane. The record is from RefSeq and is a predicted model, not a curated record.
CCCAAAUUUCAGUCGUUUUUGUUUUAUUGAUUUGACUAGAACAGAAUGGUUGCUGUCUCGUCGAUUGCGCGGAUUGUGCUCUACGCUGUGGCCUUUCUCCUCUCCAUCAUCGUGCUCGCAAGCAUCGACCUUGCCUACAACGCAUGGGACCUGCCCAGGGACAUCGGAUGCCCGCUCAAGCUGACGGCGACUGGCGGCGAGCGCGAAGCCUGCGACUAUGCGCUGGCCAUUGGCGCCAUCUACUUGGUCGUCUCGGCCGUGUUCUUGAUCGCCGGCAUUGUCUUUGCCGUGAAGGGCUCGACCAUGCGCAUCCUCCAGAUGAUUGAGCUGGGUCUGUCAGCCAUUGCUGUUGUGCUCUGGCUCGCUGCUGCCGCUCUCAUCACCGACGGCACCAAGACGCUCUGCGACAACUUUGACUGCGACAGCGAGGUUGAUGUUUCUGGCACGACCAUCUCGUCCCAAUCAACCAAGAUGCAUACCGCAGAGGGUGCCGCCUGGGUCGCCCUGAUUGUCUGGAUUGCGUUGACUGUUCUCAACGCUCUGCAGCUCCGUGGUGGCGCCAAAGCCUCCGCUGCUGCUGUCUAAAGCCUGGCUGCGACCGUCGGCCCUGAAUCGAGAGCACCCAAGCCCCCAUUCGUCGAGCUUGGGCGAGCUUGCUUUCUCGAUCGUUUGUUACUUCAGACCCUUCCCCCGCUCCCAAAUCCUCGUUCAGGUUUUUUUUUUUUGAUGUUUUGUUUGACUGUGUGUUUUGAGACUGGAUUUUUCUGUUCGUGCGAUUUGUUGCUUUAUUGAAUGAAAUUUGAUUCCAAUUUU